Molecule: messenger RNA, 2379 nt
Organism: Medioppia subpectinata
Lineage: Eukaryota; Metazoa; Arthropoda; Arachnida; Sarcoptiformes; Oppiidae
Source: the annotation of a GenBank genome assembly
CUGGCCGAAAGACUCCGAGAGCGCGGACACCGUAUAGUGUUUGCCGUCGACGCCUCCUAUAGGGGGAAGUUAGUGGGCUUUGGGUUUGAGGAGGAGAUCAUCGAGUUUUCGGUCACCAAAAAGUCUUCAGACAUCGAAUCAGACCCACAGGAAAGCCAAUCGCUGAUCGAAUCGAGAGUUCAAGUACUGCUUCGGUCGGGAAUACUGUCGGCAAAGUCUUCGCGAGAAAAGUUAGAGAUUCUGUCCGGCGAUGGAUUCCUCAGCAGAAUUGUGGAUAAAGUGAUUGCAAACGAACCCAUACUUAAGGACAUCAUUGCCAGAGUGAGGCCCGACCUCUAUAUACUCGACCAUUUGGUGGGUCCGCCGUCACUCAUCUUCUCGGACAAGCCCUGGGUUUUUAUACUCAGCGCUAAUCCCUUAUCCGGUAUUCACGACACCAGAACUCCGCCUAAUUUUUCCGGUUACGCGGCGUCGGGCGACCAGUCCUUGUGGCCAGAGUUUAGGGAAAGGGCUGAUAACGCCUUCGCUCAUCACAACCAAUACUAUAACCGAUGGCUGAAAGCAAACGGCUAUCCGACCAUCGAUAACAACCUCUGUAUACCAGAGUCACCGCAUCUAAACCUCUAUGGCUUUCCCGAAGAACUCGAUUACACAGACAUUCGGCCGAAUCCUAAGAACUGGUUCCGAAUGGACUCAUUCAUGCGAUCCGAUGACCACCAGGAGCUCAAACUGCCCGAUGGUUUUCACCUCAAAGGCCAGAAACUAAUAUACCUAUCGUUGGGUUCGAUGGCCUCCGUAGACGUCCAACUCAUGAGCCGUUUGGUCGCCAUUUUGGCAAAGAGUCCGCACAAAUACAUUGUCUCGAAGGGAGUUCUCGGCCACCAGUACUCGUUGGCCGACAAUAUGUGGGGCGAGAAGUGUGUGCCGCAGACCCGAGUGCUGCCGAUCGUGGAUCUGGUCAUAACACACGGCGGAAACAAUACUAUAUACGAAGCGUUCAGUUUUGGCAAACCUAUGAUAAUAAUGCCAUUAUUUGCCGAUCAGUUCAAUAACGCUCAGAGAGUCCACGAAAAGGGUUUCGGUCUAAGACUCGAUCCGUACAACUGUUCCGCUGAAGAACUCCUCAACUCAAUCGACAAACUACUGAAUGACACGGAUUUGAAACACCGGUUAUCCGUCGCUUCAAAACGCAUACAAAACUCCGAUUGUUUUCAAAAGGCGUGUGAAUUGAUCGAGAAUUUAAAGUCAGUAGAUUCAGAAAUGGCCAAAAAGUUAACCAUAUUGUUUGCGCCGGUAGUGGGUGUGGGACACGUCAACGCCUGCAUAGGUUUGGCUGAAGUACUGCUGAGUCGGGGCCACAAAAUUGUCUUCGUUAUCGAAAAUUCAUUUGCGGGAAAGUUAUCGCCGUUUGGUUUCAUCGAAGAGGUGUUCGCUUCAGAGGAAGAAAAUAUGGGAAAACCCGGAGAAAGUGAAGCCAAGAGUUUACUCGAAACGGGUCUUCUCUCAAACGUUACGUCUUAUAAAUCGGCGGAAAUUAUGAUGACUUUCCCUGUGUUUGAGAUGUUGAUCGACAGAAUGCGAGCCAAUGAACCACAGCUUAAGGCUAUUGUCGCCAAACAUAAUCCCGAUGUGUAUAUCAUUGACGACUUCGCCGGUUCUCCGACACUAAUCCACUCAAACAAACCCUGGGUUUUCCUGUUUAGCGGAAAUCCAUUGUUUGUUAUACACGACGACAAGACUCCUCCCGGGUCUUCGGGUUAUCCUUCAAACGGUGAUCCAAACAAAUGGCAAGAAUUCAAAGAAUUGUUUAAAAAUAUAUUUAAAAACCAAAGCAUGAAAUAUAAUGAAUGGAUGAAAGAGGAAGCGAUUUCGGACUCGCCUUAUCUUAAUAUCUAUGGAUAUCCCGAAGAAUUGGAUUAUUUAGAUCUCAGACCACUUCCAAAGAAGUGGUUAAGAGUCGACGCAUUCAUGAGAAAGAAUGAGAAAGAAGUCUUCAAAAUUCCGGAUAAAUUCUGUGACAGAGAUAUAGAGAAAAGUAAAUUACUUUAUCUCUCAUUGGGUUCUAUGGGUUCAGUAAAUGUGGAUUUAAUGAAGAGAUUGGUGUCUAUUCUCAGCAAAAGUCAACACAAAUUCAUUGUCUCGAAGAGAGUUCUCGGAGACACAUAUGAAUUGGCGGACAAUAUGUGGGGCGAGAACUCAGUUCCGCAGACAAAAGUGUUGCCAUUAGUAGAUGUGGUCAUAACUCACGGCGGGAACAACUCUGUGACCGAAUCUUUUAGUUUUGGUAAACCAAUGAUAAUAAUGCCAUUAUUUGCCGAUCAAUACGAUAACGCACAGAGAGUUAUGGAAAAGGGAUUUGGGAUUAGACUUAAUCCGCAC